Molecule: messenger RNA, 330 nt
Organism: Cooperia oncophora
Lineage: Eukaryota; Metazoa; Nematoda; Chromadorea; Rhabditida; Trichostrongylidae
Source: the annotation of a GenBank genome assembly
AUGGGCGGAUUCUCCAGUGGAUUUUAUACAUCACUGCUCUCAUUGGCUCCUCGGUAUACAAGUACCUUGUCAGCAAUGUCGCUAUUUGUAGGAGUAGUUGCACGAUUGUCAACACCUCCACUGGUUGGAUUCAUCAUAAAAACGGGCACAAUGACGGAAUGGCAGAUUCUUUUUGCCAUUAUUGCAGUUGCUAACGUUUUCUCUGGAACGAUAUUCGCCAUAUUCGGCUCAGGAGAUGUCCAAGAUUGGGGUAAUGAUGAUCUACCAGAGAAAGAGAAGUCCAUGGAAAGAUUAGAUGAGAUCGUGCUCAUCGAAAGCAAAUUUAUGUGA